AUGGCGUCUGCUGAUCUGAGACAGGAGCUGGACUGUUCCGUCUGUCUGAGCAUUUAUAUAUAUCCUGUAAUGCUGAGAUGUGGACACAACUUCUGCCGGGUCUGUAUUGAUCGUGUGUUGGAUAAACAGAAGGGGUCUGGAGGUUAUUCAUGUCCUGAGUGCAGAGAAGAGUUCCAGGAUCGGCCUGCACUGCACAGGAACAUAUUACUGCGUAACAUAGCAGAGACAUUCCGGUCUACUCAGCCAGAUAAGGAGGACUCCGGGGUCCUCUGUACUCAGUGUAUUCACACCUCUGUACCUGCUGUGAAGUCCUGUCUUCUAUGUGAAGCUUCUCUGUGUGACAAACACCUGAGAGUCCACAGCAAGGCACCAGAACACGUCUUAUGUGACCCCACCACUUCCCUGGAGAACAGGAAAUGCUCCGUCCAUAAGAAGAUCCUGGAGUAUUACUGCACUGAGGACUCGGCCUGUAUCUGUGUGUCCUGCAGGCUGGAUGGGGAACACCAGGGACACAAGGUGGAGACUCUGGAUGAGGCCUCCGGGAAGAAGAAGAAGAAACUGAGAACUUUUUUUCAGAAACUGAACACAGAGAGAGAGAAGACGGAGAAAAGAGUCCGGAGUCUGGAGGAACGCAGGAGGAAAGUACAAGGAAACGCAGCUGGUGUAACAGAGAGAGUCUCUGACCUGUUCAGAGACCUCCGGAGACGUCUGGAAGACCUGGAGAAGAGAGUCCUGAGGGAGAUCUCCAGGCAGGAAGAGCAACUCUCACAUCAAUUGUCUGACCUGAUCCAGAAGCUGGAAAUAAAGAAGGCCGAGCUGUCCAGGAAGAUGGAUCACAUUGAGGAGAUGUGUAACCUGACUGAUCCACUGACUGUCCUACAGGAAUCAGACACAGGGGACUUGUGUGAUACUGAGGAGGGGGAUGAGGAGGACAGAGACAUGAUAAACUUCUCCAUGAUGGAGGGGGUCUGGAUGUGGCUGGAAUCUCACACACAUUACACUCGGGGUUAUCUGAUAUGAUGA
Molecule: messenger RNA, 1023 nt
Organism: Nanorana parkeri
Lineage: Eukaryota; Metazoa; Chordata; Amphibia; Anura; Dicroglossidae
Product: E3 ubiquitin/ISG15 ligase TRIM25-like
Exons: 1
Coding region: 1-1020 (339 amino acids)
Molecular function (GO): zinc ion binding
Source: RefSeq, a predicted model, not a curated record